AUCGUGGUCCAUGGUUUUAUCACUUUGGAGUGAAUGAUAAUCAUUCUGGCCGUGACAAAUGGCAAUAUUAUAAAGUGAAAUGGGAAGCAAAAUAUAAAAUGAAAUACAAAGCGAAUUAUAAAGAAAGUGUAAAGCGAAAUAUGAAGCAAAAUAUAAAGCGAAAUGUGAAGCAGAAUAUAAAACGAA
Molecule: messenger RNA, 186 nt
Organism: Dentiscutata heterogama
Lineage: Eukaryota; Fungi; Glomeromycota; Glomeromycetes; Diversisporales; Gigasporaceae
Source: the annotation of a GenBank genome assembly